AUGGUUCAUUACCGUAAACAUAUUAUUGAUCCUGAAACUGGUUUAUGUGAAAUUUGUCAUCGUGGUCUUAUAUAUGAACGAAAAAAAGGAAAAAAAGUAGGAAAACAAUUCUUAUAUACAAAUCAAGAUGGAAAAUUUCAAUAUCGUCCAAGUCAUCCUCAAAAUAAUGAAGUGACACCACGUCCUGCUCGUAAAACUGUUCCUGCUAAAACUGUUCCUGCUAAACCAGCAACUACACCACGAUCACGUUCAUAUAAUAAACCAAUACGUACUGAUAAUGAAGUAACACCACGUCCUGUUCGUAAAUCUGUUCCUGUUAAACCAGUAAUAACUCCACGACCACGUCCUGUCGUUCAUGAAGAACCAGUAGUCGUUCCACAAAGAACUGCUCGACGUUCUUAUUCACCACCAAUUAAUAUUCAAUUACCUCCAGUUCGUGCACCUACACUGUAUCAUGUUGAUGAUCCAAUUCCAGCAGUUUAUCGAAAAGAACCUGUAAGACAAACUCCUCGUCAAGUACCAGUUGAUACUCAUCCGGCUCCUACUCGUGCAACUCCACGACAACCUGUCGAAGAAUCACCAAGACGUACUGUCACUCAAAAUCCUCGUACAUUACAAAAUGAUGUUCAGUAUCCUACUAAUACUGCACCAACACUAUAUCAUAUGAAUGGUGGUACAGCACCUACUCCUCAAACAGUUUAUCAAAAAGCACCUCCUCAAACAACUUAUCAAAAAGAAAUUGUUAAUGCUGGUGCACCAA
This is a messenger RNA of Adineta steineri, 760 nucleotides long. NCBI's taxonomy places the organism in Eukaryota, Metazoa, Rotifera, Eurotatoria, Adinetida, Adinetidae. The record is from the annotation of a GenBank genome assembly.